Fusarium falciforme is the source of this 3591-nucleotide messenger RNA. RefSeq names its product DNA mismatch repair protein. The record is from RefSeq and is a predicted model, not a curated record. Bases 1 to 3591 code for a protein of 1196 amino acids. Gene Ontology annotation, biological process: mismatch repair. The transcript has 5 exons. Gene Ontology annotation, molecular function: mismatched DNA binding; ATP binding; ATP-dependent DNA damage sensor activity. Gene Ontology annotation, cellular component: nucleus; MutSalpha complex. Lineage: Eukaryota; Fungi; Ascomycota; Sordariomycetes; Hypocreales; Nectriaceae.
AUGGCUCCAACGACGGCCAAAACGCCCUCCAGGGCGACUAAGCCAGCUGUACCCUCAUCCUCGGCCAAACAGCGUUCUAUUGUCUCCUUUUUCCAAAAAGCUCCGCCCUCGAGCCCCGCCCCGGCAUCAUCGCCCCUCAGCAAGAACACUCCCGCCAACAAGCAAUCGUUGUGCCUCCGAGAAACCACCAAGGCCAACUCUCUCCCCAAGUCAACUCCCAAGACCUCCACCAAGCUAUCGACUCCCGUCCCUAGCAGUGACGCUAUCGAACCCCCGAGUUCACAAGAGAACGAGUCAACAGUCAAGAAACCCAAGUCCACAAUGAACAACGACGCUCUCCCAAGCAGCCCUACUCGCAAGGUCAAAAAGGUCGUUAGCUACGCCGAGUCCUCCGAUGACGAGCCCUUCACGUUUGGCGCUUCUAGUGCCCGCCGGCGAUCAAGAGCACGCCCAUCCGUCAAGGAUGAAGAUGACUACGAUGAGGAGGAUGUUGAGCAAGCAGAGGAUACUGACACUAUGGAUGACUUUAUCGCAUCCGACUCGGACGAAGAUGUAUCUCGACCCAAGAAGCGGAAGCGAUCCUCCAAGCCAGCUGCUCCACGAAAACGAUCCAACAUGUCAUCACCCGUCCCCGCACCCGAUAUCGAUAUCAAGGAUAGUAUCCUCGAGGAUGACGAGAUGAUGGAAGACAUCCCAGAGGGUUCCACAGCAUCUCAAUGGAACUACGACCCAAAGUCGUCCGAGAAGCACCCCGUUAUGAAGCCAGCAGAGCGGGCCGCAAAGGAUCCCAAGUACAAGGAGAAGGCCUAUGUCAAGGAGCCCGAGCAGCGAUAUCCUUGGCUUGCUAAGAUCAUGGACAAGGAGAAGCGUACACCUGACAACCCCGAGUACGACAAGAGAACCAUUUACAUUCCUCCUGCUGCCUGGAAGAAGUUCUCGCCUUUCGAGACCCAGUACUGGGAGAUCAAGCAGAACCUGUGGGAUACCAUUGUCUUUUUCAAGAAAGGCAAGUUUUACGAACUCUACGAGAAUGAUGCCACUGUGGGACAUCAGGAGUUUGACUUUAAGAUGACGGAUCGCGUCAACAUGCGCAUGGUCGGAGUCCCAGAGAGCUCCCUCGACUACUGGGUCAACCAGUUCAUCGCCAAACAGUACAAGGUGGCUCGUGUCGAUCAGAUGGAGACCAACCUGGGCAAAGAGAUGCGUGAGCGACAAGACAAGAGUGGCAAGAAAGCAGACAAGGUCAUCACGCGUGAGCUGGCUUGUGUCUUGACUGCUGGAACCCUCGUCGAUGGCGGCAUGCUGCAAGACGACAUGGCUUCAUACUGCGUGGCCAUCAAGGAAUCCGUGGUGGACGACCUCCCUGCCUUUGGCAUCGCCUUUGCCGACACUGCUACUGGUCGAUUCUACCUGUCCAGCUUUGUGGACGAUGUUGAUCUGACCAAGUUUGAGACUCUGAUCGCUCAAACUGGUCCUCGAGAGCUACUUCUGGAAAAGUCGAAACUCUCAACCAAGGCACUGCGUAUCCUCAAGAACAACACCAGCCCGACAACCAUCUGGACACACCUCAAGCCUGACACCGAGUUCUGGGAUGCAGACACGACCCGUCGCGAGCUUGGUUGCGGAAAGUACUUCAAGGUUGAAGACAUUGAUGAUGAGGUUUGGCCCGAGGCUCUCCAACAGUUCCGAGACGAUGACAUUGUCAUGUCAGCCGUCGGAGCACUGGUCUCGUAUUUGCGCUUUCUCAAGCUGGAGAGGCCUCUGCUCUCGCAGGGCAACUUUGAGCGUUACAACCCAAUCCAGAAGAACGGAACUCUGGUCCUUGAUGGACAGACGCUCAUCAACCUGGAAGUGUUUUCCAACUCGGUCAAUGGUGGCGCCGAAGGUACCCUGUUCAGCCUGCUUAACAAGUGCAUCACACCCUUUGGAAAGCGCCUCUUCCGGUCGUGGGUUGCCCACCCUCUCUGCAAUAUCGACCGGAUCAACGAGCGUCUGGAUGCCGUCGAGAUGCUCAACGCUGACCAGGGUGUUCGAGAAGAUUUUGCUUCGCAGCUCGUCAAGAUGCCCGAUUUGGAGCGACUCAUCUCACGCAUCCAUGCCGGCGCGUGCAAACCCGAGGAUUUCGUGAAAGUUCUGGAAGGCUUUGAGCAGAUAGAGUACACCAUGAGCCUUCUUGGAGCUUUCAAGGGCGGCAAUGGCCUUGUUGACCGCCUCAUCUCUUCGAUGCCGAACCUUGAAGAGCCCCUCAGCUUCUGGAGGACGGCAUUUGACCGUCGCAAGGCUCGCGAUGACAAGCUUCUCAUUCCCGAGCGUGGUAUCGAGGAAGACUUCGACGAGAGUGCGGAUCGGAUUGAAGAGAUCAAGCAGCAGCUGGACGAGCUGCUCGCUGAAAAGAAGAAGGAGUUCAAGUGCAAGCUCCUCAACUACAGGGACGUUGGUAAGGAGAUCUACCAGCUGGAGGCACCAAAGAGUGUCAAGGUUCCAUCCAACUGGCGCCAAAUGUCGGCCACCAAGGACGUCAAGCGCUACUACUUCCCCCAGCUGUCCCAGCUCGUCCGGGAGUUGCAAGAAGCUGAGGAGACACACUCGCAACUUGUACGCGACGUCGCUUCUCGGUUCUUCAAGAAGUUCGAUGUCGACUACGAGACGUGGCUGCAGGCCAUCAAGAUCAUCUCGCAGCUGGACUGCCUGGUCAGCUUGGCCAAGGCUUCAGCAUCGCUCGGCCAUCCCAGCUGUCGCCCACAGCUUGUCGACCAGGAACGAAGCACCGUCGACUUCCAGGAGCUUCGACACCCUUGCAUGAUGAACACGGUAGACGACUUUAUUCCCAACGACAUCAAGCUCGGCGGCGAGCAAGCCAACAUCAACCUGCUGACAGGUGCCAACGCCGCUGGCAAGUCUACUGUCCUUCGCAUGUCCUGCAUUGCAGUCAUUAUGGCCCAGAUUGGAUGUUUCGUGCCAGCCAAGUCUGCCCGCUUGACACCUGUCGAUCGAAUCAUGUCGCGUCUUGGAGCCAACGACAACAUUUUUGCUGCCCAGUCAACCUUCUUUGUUGAGCUGUCCGAGACAAAGAAGAUCCUUUCCGAAGCUACUCCUCGCUCGUUGGUCAUUCUGGAUGAACUCGGCCGUGGAACCAGUUCGUAUGAUGGUGUUGCUGUUGCCCAGGCUGUUCUUCACCACGUUGCUACUCAUAUUGGCUGUGUCGGCUUCUUUGCCACCCACUACCACUCGCUGGCGACCGAGUUUGAGAAUCACCCCGAGAUUCGAGCACGAAGAAUGCAGAUUCAUGUUGAUGACGAGGAACGACGUGUCACGUUCCUGUACAAGCUGGAGGAUGGUGUUGCCGAGGGCAGCUUCGGUAUGCACUGCGCUGCCAUGUGUGGCAUCUCAUCAAGAGUCAUUGAUAGAGCUGAAGUGGCUGCCAAGGAGUGGGAGCACACCAGCCGACUCAAGGACAGCCUGGACAAAGCAAAGACGGGAUGCUACAUCCCAUUGGGUAUCCUUAGUGAUGUGGGCUCGUUGCUGGGCGACAAGGGCGAGAUGGGAGAAGGGGGUGUGGAUGUUCUUUUGAAGGCUAUCGAGGCGUUGUAG